Messenger RNA from Knipowitschia caucasica, 1533 nucleotides. NCBI's taxonomy places the organism in Eukaryota, Metazoa, Chordata, Actinopteri, Gobiiformes, Gobiidae. The record is from the annotation of a GenBank genome assembly.
AUGAACCAUCAGCCCACUGCCCCAGGCAGUCACUCUGACUGCAUCAUGAACCAUCAGCCCACUGCCCCAGGCAGUCACUCUGACUGCAUCAUGAACCAUCAGCCCACUUCCCCAGGCAGUCACUCUGACUGCAUCAUGAACCAUCAGCCCACUUCCCCAGGCAGUCACUCUGACUGCAUCAUGAACCAUCAGCCCACUUCCCCAGGCAGUCACUCUGACUGCAUCAUGAACCAUCAGCCCACUUCCCCAGGCAGUCACUCUGACUGCAUCCUGUGUCUCUUUCUCUGUAGACUCUUUGAGUUCCGUAAGCUGAUCGGGGACCGGGAGAAGUGUCGCAGCCUGGUGCCUGAGGACUAUCCGGUUCAUAUCGACAAGACUGACGAACACUCAGACUGCUACAUCCACAAUGGACACUUCAUCUCUCCUCUGGUCCACCUGGUCCCAGGGAUCCUACCUCCUGAAGCCGUCAAAGCAAGGUUCCAGUUCAUUGUUCCCAAAACCUGGAAGAAGAACAGACCGGUGUGUGUCCAUCUGGCCGGGACCGGAGACCAUUUCUUCUGGCGGAGGCGCACUCUCAUGGCCAGACCGAUGGUGAAAGAAGCCGGCAUGGCCUCACUGCUGCUGGAGAAUCCAUAUUAUGGGCUUCGGAAACCCAAGGACCAGCUGCGCUCCUGUCUGAAGAACGUCUCGGACCUGUUUGUGAUGGGAGGAGCCCUGAUCCUGGAGUCCACAGUUCUGCUCCGCUGGCUCGAGAGGGAAGGAUACUGGCCUCUGGGAAUGACGGGCAUCUCCAUGGGAGGAUAUAUGGCGUCGUUGGCGGUGACAAACUGGCCGAAGCCGAUCCCGCUGAUACCCUGUCUGUCCUGGUCCACCGCCUCCAGCGUCUUCACCACAGGCGUCCUGAGUCGAGCAGUGAACUGGACUGAGCUGGAGAAACAGUACACUUUUAACUCUGUCUAUGAGGAGGAGAUCAUCCAGCUGCUCGAAUACUGCGGGGUGGACUCGUUUAAGAUGUCCCAGGAGGCAUACAGCUGUGUGGAGCUCAGCAGGAGUCAGGGACAGACUGAAGCACAGAGGGUGAAGGCCUCCUCCUCCUCCUUCUCCUCCUUCUCCUCCUCUGUGACCAGCACUGGGCCGAGCCUCCAUGUCCCACAAAGCGUUCAGUCCCCUGCCGGUCUGAGGAACUCGGGCUCGUCCCGGUCGUCACAGGGCUCGUCCCAGUCCUCGCAGGGAUCCCGGCUGCACAGCGAGGCCAUCAGCUUCAUGAAAGGAGUCAUGGACGAGUGCACACACAUGGCCAACUUCUCUGUCCCGGUGGACCCCAGCCUGAUCAUCGUGCUGCAGGCCACCCUGGACGCCUACAUUCCUCGCAGCGGCGUGCUCAGCCUCAGUGACAUCUGGCCCGGCUGCGAGGUGCGGUACCUGAAAGGAGGUCACGUCAGUGCCUACCUGUUCAAGCAGAACGCUUUCAGGCGAGCCAUCUAUGAUGCGUUCGAGCGCUUCUGUCUGAAGUAUCCUCAGCGCUCGGACUGA